CAAAAAUUGAGUUUUAAGAAUGUAGGCACAAAAAGUGGCGUUCUUGAAUUUUUUCACAGUGCUACGCAAUUAAUUUCAUUUCGGGAAUAUAUAAAAAUUAAAUUAAAAAAAAAUAUGGAAGGCGUUGCCUUAAUAUUAUCGACAAUUUGCUUCAAUUCCACAUUUUGCCAAGAACCGCCAAUCGUACCCCAAGUUAAUUUUGUUGAGUUUUAUAAGGGUGAGGUUUUUUCGAGUAAUAUCCAAAUUGCGAUGCUUGAGAAGCAAAAGAAGAUGGAUAAAAUUGCGAGAGAUCUGAAGGGACAAACGUUGACGAUAACAACUAUAGAGGACUAUCCGUUGUCUUAUAUAGAACGUGUUAAUGACAAGCUAGUGUUGCGGGGACGAGCAUUUGAUUUUCUAGAAAUUUUGAUGAAGAAAUUCGAGUUUAAAUACGAACUUGUUCUGCCAAAUUUCAAUAUUGCUGGAAGCUCAAAUGACUCGACUGGAUCAAUUAUGGAAAUGCUUGUUCAGAAGAAAGUGGACAUGGCUGUAGCUUUUAUCCCAUAUAUGGCUGAUUUACUGAGCCAUAUUGAGUUUUCAACACCACUAGAUGAAGGCGAAUGGAGAAUGAUCAUGCUGAGACCACAGGAAUCAGCCUCUGGUGCAGGUCUUUUGGCUCCGUUUGACGAAAUAGUUUGGUAUUUGAUUCUGGUUUCCUUGAUUGUUACUGGACCGAUCAUAUUCUGCAUUGUGUGGCUUUAUUGUCGAUUUGCCAAGGAUGAUGAGGAACAAAAGUAUUAUACACUAUCUCAGUGUGUCUGGUAUGUCUACGGUGCAUUAAUGAAGCAAGGAUCAACAUUAACGCCAACAUCAGACUCAAUUCGAGUUGUCUUUGCAACAUGGUGGAUGUUUAUUACAAUCUUAACGAGUUUCUACACGGCAAAUUUGACUGCUUUCUUGACACUCUCAAGAUUCACAUUGGACAUUAAUGAGCCAAAAGAUUUGUUGAACAAACGACAUCAGUUUAUUGGCCUUCGUGGAAGUGCUGUGGAUUAUGCUAUACGCAAUUCAAAUGAGGAGCUUGACUUCUUAAUGCCAAUGGUUGAAAAGAGUUUGGGGAUUUUCUCGAACAAAAAUAAUGACACUGAUAUUCUGUUAAAUCAGAUAAUGAAGAAGGACUAUGUCUUUAUUCGUGACAAGCCAGCAAUUGAUCAUCUGGUAUAUAAUGAUUGGAGAAAGCGCAAAACCAUGCCAUCCGAGAGGCUUCAAUGUCCAUUCGCAUUGUCAAAGCUUUCAUCGCUGAGACGAAAGAGAGGAUUUGCAUUCCCAAUUGGAUCUAAGUGGCGUCCUCUGUUUGAUGAAGUGCUAAUUCACGCAGUUGAGAGUGGAAUUGUUAAGCAUAGACUCAGUUAUGGCUUACCAAAAGCUGAAAUUUGUCCACAGAAUCUUGGAUCGUUGGAGAGACAACUUCGUCUAAAUGAUUUGGCUACAACUUACUUAACCAUGCUUGUUGGAUUUGUUACAGCACUGGUCGUGUUUGUAUCUGAAAUAAUUAUGAGAUACUUCUACAAGAGAAAGGCACGUUUGGUUCGUGAUGAAGGUCCAAGGAGAAUUCAAGUACAGCCAAAGAAGUCACGACAUAAGCAAGUUUACCCGGAGACUAAGCAAUCACCCCCACCAAAUUACAACGAUGCAAUCAAGACAAUUUCAAGCUUGCAGCCAAGCACAAGCAAUCAAAAGUCAAAUGUUGACUCGUACAGGACAUUUAAUGGACGUACUUAUGCGGUUGUUAAGACAGAUGGGGGAACUCAGCUAGUUCCAAUGAGAGCACCAUCGGCAGCUUUAUUCAACUAUCAAUAUACAUAUAGCAACUACUAAUAUGUGACUUGAGACAAUUAAUUUUGAUCAAAAACAUGAAACUGCUUAGCAGUUCAAUGUCAUAGAUUCAGGGAAGGCUUUAAAGCCUCAAAAACCUUUGUUUGUUGUGUGUUUAGGACUUUUAGGAAGUUUUGAGUGAUCAGCACAGACAGAAAACAAAUUGUUGUUAUUUUCAUUGAAAAUAAAUGUAUUUGUGAAGAAAAAAAAGGCUUAAUGUCUAAUUCAUAUAAAAUUUCAGCAUUAAAAAGGUGUCGGAAGUUUCUUUAUCUCUUCCUUAACUUCAUCAAAUAGCUCUUUGUAGUCUGGAUUUUUACGAAUCAUGAGAACAAUGGAUCCACGCUUAACGCCCAUAGCUGUUCCUAAAUCCUGUCGACUUGGUGUGUAGCAAUAUUGGAUAUCUUUUUCCUCACAAACAGCUGGAAGAUGGCAAACGAUGUCAAGUGGAAAGACAUCACCAGCAAAAAUUGCAAUUCCACGUUCACCUUUUCGGAUUCUUGUCUGUACAUCCUUCAAUCCAUUAAUGAUAUUCUUUGUACGCUCUUUUGAUGCCUUUUUAAUAAGCUUGUAAACCUUUUUAGCCAACUUCUUUGAUGCCAAUGGAUUUGAAAUUUUAUUGAUGUUGAGAAUCUUUUCGUCUGUAAGUUUAUUUAUCAGUUAUAAGCUCAAAUUGAUGCUUAUUGUUUCGUUUCUUACCGUAAUUGUCUUCCAAUUUGACUUUGCUUGUAUCUGCGUCACCUUUCAUGGCUUAAAACUGUUAAUUAUUGUACUUUAUAGCUUAAAAUAAUAAAUCGGCUUCAAACGCACGUUGUUUAUAUUUAC
Messenger RNA from Chironomus riparius, 2676 nucleotides. NCBI's taxonomy places the organism in Eukaryota, Metazoa, Arthropoda, Insecta, Diptera, Chironomidae. The record is from the annotation of a GenBank genome assembly.